AUGUUUAUCGAGACCACCCAAAUCUCAGGUGCUCACUGCUGCGCUGCUGCGGGAGUCCUGCUGAUCACAUACUAUGUUGUUCCCUACUUGCUCGAUCCCCACAACUACCGACGCAGAUUUUCUGGUCCAUGGCUCGCAUCCUUCACUGGCUCGUGGUUAGCGAAUAGUGCUACUUCCGGCAGACACUACCAGAAUCUUCUCGAGCUCCAUAACAAGUAUGGUUGUGUAUGGACAUUCGAGUGGUACACUCAAGCCGAGUUUUAUGACGCUUUUCACAAUGGCAAAGAGGAUAUUUUCAAUUCGCGAGAGAAGGCCAUCCAUACCAUGAAGCGCAAGCGUAUUGCAAAUAUAUUCAGUCCCCAGAAUAUCGUGGCCUUUGAGCCUCGCGUACGGGUACACAUUCGAAGGCUCUGUGCUCAAUUAGACAUGCGAUGCAAGCAGGCCUUUAUGGGCAAUUCAGGAUUCAACUGGGUUGCCAAAGAUGGCCGAGCAGUCAUCAAUAGCUCCCUACAGUUCGCCUAUCUAACGUUCGAUAUAAUUAGCGACUUGGCUCUGGGAUUGCCUUUUGGGAUGGUAGAAGGACAGAAAGAUUCGACCCCCGCCUUUUUAUCGCUCACCUCAAAGAAGAACAAAAUGCUUCUCUACGGUACUCCUUGGCAUAUUCCUGACCUAAUCGUUCGCCGUAACUUUCUCAAGACGGUCAAGGCCGCGGUCAACGCGCGAGUUUCCAGGAUCGAGAGAGAAGGACAAUCAGAUAAAGAGCGUGGCGUGGACUUGCUAGAUAAAUUGUUCGAGGCCCUCGUGACUCUUGGCGCCGGGAGCGAUACGACGGCCAACUCCCUAGCUGCUAUGUCUUACUAUAUUGCCUCGAACUCUGAGAUCAAGAGGAAGCUUCAACAGGAGCUCGACUUGAUUGAUAUGGACUCGGUUGUAGAUCAGGAUGAUCUCGAUGAAGAUCAAUCAGGCCACGCCAUCCCUAGAUUUGAACAGGUCAAGAAUUUGCCUUACCUUAAUGCGUGUGUAAAGGAGACUCUGCGUCUCUACUCAACAGUGGGCGCUGGACUUCCGCGGGUUGUGCCGGAAGGGAAGAAUCUGACGAUUGCUGGCCAGACGUUCAACGCGGGAAGUGUCAUUAGUAUAUCCUCCUACUGCACCAACAGAUCCAGUGUGUGGGGAUCUGAUGCCGAGGCAUACAGGCCGGAACGCUGGCUAGAAGAUGAAUCUGCAUCGUUGAACAAGUAUUUUGUGGCAUUUUCGACUGGUCCUCGUGGCUGCGUUGGCCGUAACCUAGCAAACAUGAAUCUCCUGCUAAUCGCUUCAGCAUUUUUCCGUCGAUACGAUAUUGACUUAGCCACUCCUGCCACCAAGCUCGUGGUAGAUGAAGGGUUCGUAAGGAACGUAACGGAUUGUGAGGUUUCGAUCAAGCCAAGGGUUUGA
Messenger RNA from Rhizoctonia solani, 1437 nucleotides. Its product is annotated as cytochrome P450 family protein. Lineage: Eukaryota; Fungi; Basidiomycota; Agaricomycetes; Cantharellales; Ceratobasidiaceae. The transcript has 10 exons. Bases 1 to 1437 code for a protein of 478 amino acids. The record is from RefSeq and is a predicted model, not a curated record. Gene Ontology annotation, molecular function: oxidoreductase activity, acting on paired donors, with incorporation or reduction of molecular oxygen; monooxygenase activity; heme binding.